GUGUAAACAACUACAGAAAAAGAUAUUGUUAAAUUUCAUCUAGCAUGCCAUAAUAUUUGUAACAAUUUUAUACAGUUCGUUUAUUAACCAAAGUGAUCCAAAAAAAUGGCAGACUUUUUAGCUGAAAAUAACCAGUGUGGACAGAAUAUUUUAAGACUCGUUUCUCGUGGAAAUGCCAUCAUUGCUGAAUUAUUACGUUUAGCAGAUUUUAUCCCUCCUAUUUUCCGGCUGGAUAAUAGAAAUGACGUGACCAGAUAUAGUGAAAUUAUAGCAGAUUUCAGUUAUUUUAAAAGUUCAGAAUUCUUUGACCAUAGAAUAGAGUCAAGAGUUGAACUACAAGAUUUAGAUGAAGAAUUCAGUGAGAAUCACAUUGAAAUAUUAACCAGGUUUUACCAAGCUUUUGCCAGUGUACAUAAAUAUGUUUCAGAUCUAAACAGAUAUUUAGAAGAUUUAGAUGAAGGUGUAUACAUACAACAAACAUUAGAAUCAGUAUUUUUAAAUGAUGAUGGUAAACAACUCAUGUGUGAAGCAUUAUAUCUAUAUGGUGUUAUGUUAUUGUUAAUUGAUAUUAAAUUUGAAGGAAUUGUUAGAGAAAGAAUUCUAGUAUCCUAUUACAGAUACAGUGCUCAGAAGUCAGCAGCCACAGAUUCUAGUAUUGAUGAUGUUUGUAAAUUAUUACGUAGUACUGGUUUUUCUAACUUACCUGGUGCUAAACGUCCACCAAAUUAUCCUGAAUCAUUCUUCAAUCGUGUACCUAUAAAUGAGGAGUAUAUUAACAUUGUUGUUGGUAGAUUGAGAUCAGAUGAUAUCUAUAAUCAAAUAUCAGCUUAUCCUCUACCAGAACAUAGAUCUACUGCUCUAGCUACACAAGCCAGUAUGUUAUAUAUUAUAUUAUACUUUGAACCUGAUAUCUUAUAUACUCAACAAGCUAAAAUGAGGGAAAUUGUUGACAAGCAUUUCCCUGAUAAUUGGGUUAUCAGUAUCUAUAUGGGUGUCAUUGUUAAUUUGAUGGAUGCUUGGUUACCAUAUAAAGCAGCUAUAACAGCUCUGAAUAAUACUUUAGAUACCAAUAAUGUUAGAGAACAGUCUGUAAGAUAUGCUAAGAAGUUAGAGAAGUUACAGCCUGUAUUAGAUAAAUAUCUUAAAGAGGGUGUAUUAAUGGAAGAAUUUGUCUUAGAUAAUAUACCUAAAUUGAUGAAUGUAAUGAGAGAUAGUAAUGUCACUUUAAGAUGGUUAAUGUUACAUACAGCUGCCUUACCACCAACCGCAGAAUUGAAUAAAAAAUGUAAACUAAUUCGAGAUCAAGUCAUAGUAGAUAGUAAAUACAAUGCUUUAUUAGUAUUUCAACAUCUACUCAAUACAGCACAGUAUGAAUAUAAACUUAAAGAGUUAUUCCGGCAAAUGUUGGAUGAGAAACAGAAUAAAUGGGAAGCGUAUAAAGUUGAGGGACAAGAGAGAAUGCAAGAAUUAGGAGAUGUGUUUUCUGGUACUAAACCACUUACUAGAGUUGAAAAAAGUGAAAGUUUACAAAAUUGGUUUGGUGAGAUGACAAAACAGAUAGCAUCGCUAGAUUAUGAAGAUUCUACAUCUGCUGGUAGGAAGAUUAUACAACUUAUACAAGCUAUGGAAGAGGUUCAAGAGUUUCAUCAGUUAGAAAGUAAUUUACAAGUCAAACAGUUUUUAGCUGAUACUAGAAAAUAUCUCCAUCAAAUGUUACGUACUAUUAAUAUUAAAGAAGAGGUUUUAAUACAGACUGAAAUAGUGGCUGAUUUAUCUUAUGCUUGGGAAAUUAUUGAUAGUUAUACAGGAUAUAUGCAGCAAGGAAUUAAGAAAGAUCCAUCACUUGUUAUUAAACUUAGAGCAACAUUUCUAAAGAUGGCCUCAGCCUUAGAUUUACCAUUGUUACGUGUUAAUCAAGCUGGUAGUAAAGAUUUAAUGAGUGUAUCACAGUAUUACUCUGGGGAACUGGUAGCUUAUGUUAGAAAAGUCCUACAGAUUAUACCACAGACAAUGUUUAGUUUGUUAGCUAGUAUUAUCAGACUAUUAACUAACAGAAUACAAGAAGUACCAACUAGACUAGAAAAAGAUAAAAUGAAAGACUUUGCUCAGUUAGAUGAGAGAUAUCAGGUAGCUAAAUUAACCCACUCUAUAUCUGUAUUUACUGAGGGAAUACUGAUGAUGAAAACAACUUUAGUUGGUAUUAUUAAGAUUGAUCCUAAACGUCUACUAGAAGAUGGUAUAAGAAAAGAGUUGGUACAACAAGUAGCUUAUGCUUUACAUAAAGGCAUCAUGUUUAAUCCUAAAGCCAAGGUGAGUGAACUAUUACCCAAGUUAGCUACACUAGGUGAACAAAUGGAUGGUUUUAGAAGAUCAUUUGAGUAUAUACAGGACUAUGUGAAUAUCUAUGGUUUAAAGAUAUGGCAAGAAGAAAUAUCUAGAAUUAUUUAUUAUAAUGUUGAACAAGAAUGUAAUAGCUUCUUAAGAACAAAGGUGUUAGAUUGGCAGAGUGUUUAUCAAUCAACAGCUAUACCUAUACCUAGAUUUCCACCAGUAGAUGAAAGUGUUAAUUUUAUUGGAAGACUAGCUAGAGAGAUAUUACGUAUAACAGAUUCUAGGACUACUAUUUAUAUAGAUCAGAUGAAAGCUUGGUAUGAUGUUAAAACUAAACAAGAAGUAGCAAAUAGAACUUUAUUUCAACAAAUACAUAGAGCAGUGGGAAGUUUUGGACUGUCAGGUUUAGAUAGAUUACUAUGUUUUAUGAUAGUUAAAGAAUUACAGAAUUUUCAACUGAACCUACAACGUGGUGUUAUCAGGGAUAAAUCUUGGUUAGAGUUCUUCUCAUUAUAUACUAAAUUAUUACAACCAUUACAAGGAACUGUCAAUCAACCUCAGAAAGUGUAUUCACAAGCUGUAUCUAAAACUGUUAAAUUAUGGCCAGUCUAUCUAGAUAUUAUAUUACGGGUUGGUCAAAUGCAGUUAUUAAGAAGACAGAUAGCUUAUGAAUUGAAUACAUCUUGUAAAUUUGAUUCUAAAUUCUUAGCCAGCUCUUUACAGACAGUGAAUCGUGCCUUACUAGCAGAUAUAGAGAAACACUAUCAAGAUCCUACUCAACCUUAUCCUAAAGAAGAAAAUCCAUUGAUGUAUGAAUUAACUGCUUAUUUAGAAUCAUCAGGUUUCCAUAAUCCUCUUGAUAAAAUUUAUAUAACAACAAUGAGAGUGCCAUUCUUUCCUUUAUUCAACUAUUUCUUAGUUCUAUCCCAAUUACCAAAACUCGUUUACAAUAAAUCAGUCAGUAGCUUAGUUAGUAAGAAGCCACAAGAACAUUUAGAUGCUCCUUCUUUUACAAUUGGUGUUUUGACAUUACUGAAACAAUUCCAUGCUGACAACACUAAUUUCUUCUUAGCAUUCCUUGGACAAUAUAUUAGAUCCUGUGUGGAAGCAAUGAGCAGUUCGAAGUCCCCUGAACUGUCUCAAGAUGUAUUAAAUGUAUUAUUGUUUUUAGAGGAUUAUAUAUUCUAUAAUCGUUUACCAAGAAAGUCAGUGGAAUCUUUUAUACCAUCUUAUAUAUUUGAUGAAUUUAGAUCCCAGUAUGCAUAGUCAAAGACUGUUGGAGUUGCUUUAUAGGCUACUGUCAAGAUGUGUAGAAGUGGAUUGUGGGCAAUUUUUCAAAAACAAUGAUCAAGGAGCAAUUAAAUAGUAAAUUUAUUGCAAAAUAUAAAGUUGUUAAAUUUAUAUUUGUUAUUUAUAUAAAGAAUAUUGUUAUAUAAAAUAUUAAGAAUAGAAAUAUAAAUUGUUAUUAACAAAUUUGUGCUGCAGAUGAAUGACCAUUGUCACUGUUACAGAGUGUCAUAUAGCAUGUGAACAAGAAGAGAUAAGAACACCCUUCUUCAAAUAUUCCUUAACACAAAAAUGCACUUCCAGUUAAAAAAUUGGGAAAUUAAUACAAAAAAAGUAAUAGUUCUUUAGGCUCCAUAUAAUUGACAGAUUGAACAGAUAAAUUUUGACAUGAUUGUUGGAGAGAAAUUAACCAUCUUGAGGGCUGGAGGUUCAAAAUUGACUAGCUUAAUUGAAUAAUUAAUUACAAUCUCCAAAGGCAAAUCUCGUAGAUGUUGUGCUCAAAGGUUUAGACAUCGUAUGCAUCAACUCUUACUAGCUUGGAAAGCAUAUUCAUCGUUAAUUAUAUAUGAAAUAAAUAAGAUUGGUUCCCAAAAAUGAAGCAGACAAAUAAAUUACAUAAAAAUUAAUAAUUUUACUUUUAUUCAGCUGUUUUAUUGAUCAAACAAAAAGAUUACUUUAUGAAUUAAUUUGAGUCCACUAUUAAUGGUAUGGAGCAAAUCAACUAGCUAUACUCUAUCUUGAAUUUAUUUUUGUCAGACAGAAUCAUAAGGAUAUGCAUUAUUUUUAAUGGUAAUUCUAAUCAGGGUUUUC
Lottia gigantea (owl limpet) is the source of this 4428-nucleotide messenger RNA. RefSeq lists its product as hypothetical. Bases 106 to 3597 code for a protein of 1163 amino acids. Gene Ontology annotation, cellular component: WASH complex; endosome. The record is from RefSeq and is a predicted model, not a curated record. The transcript is spliced from 28 exons. Lineage: Eukaryota; Metazoa; Mollusca; Gastropoda; Lottiidae. Gene Ontology annotation, biological process: regulation of actin nucleation; actin filament polymerization; endosome organization.